Ceratosolen solmsi marchali is the source of this 1112-nucleotide messenger RNA. RefSeq lists its product as uncharacterized. Lineage: Eukaryota; Metazoa; Arthropoda; Insecta; Hymenoptera; Agaonidae. The coding region runs from base 58 to 915 and encodes 285 amino acids. The transcript is spliced from 5 exons. The record is from RefSeq and is a predicted model, not a curated record.
GGGAGCGAGUCCUCUCUACGGGAGAGGUGGCGGGAUGGGAUCGCGAGCGGGACGAUAAUGAUAAGAGUGCGAUCGUCGGGGGCCGAGUCCAAGGCUAGCAACGAUAGGUGCGACCGGCUGAGGCGCAAGAGCAUCGCCUUCCUGGCCAAUCUCUUUAAGCUCGGAAGACGCAAUAAUUGUCUCACAGGCAUGAGGAUCGACGAGGAGACGACGGCCACGAGGAUGCAGCGCUCGCCGAGAUUCGAGAGCCCAGCCUGCGGAGGCGGUACGAGCUCGGGCUGUCGUCCUCGUUCCGGAGGUCCCCAGGAGCCCGGUACCGAAGAUCCUUUCCACGCCAGCGUCUCGAGGAUCCCCUCAACGCUAAGCGUCGCCGCGGUCGAGGCGGUCGUGGCUUGCAGGCGAGCCUCGCCCUCCCACUCCAUCCUCACGCUUACGCCAGGCAGGACCAGGAACAUCGACCAGGACAUGGAGGCGCUCAGACUCAGCCGUCAGGACAACCCCUUCUUACAGGUUUUAGCGAGUAAAGAAAGCCUUAUAGAAUCGGCAGAAGAAUCGGAAUCCGAUGACGCCAUCCUUAUGUCACAGGAAUUUGGAGACACGGACCCGCUGACUCUCGCCCAGGUACACGAACACUUGGUAAGGAGUCCGCCGCCCGCCUCCUGGUCGCGCAGCCCCACCUUUAGCUUCCCUCAGCAGUCUCAAAGUCGCCAGGACUGUGGUGGCCUCUCGCCCAACGCGACGUUACUACAUCGUACCCUGGAAGAUCAGCCCAAGAACGAGGAUUCGAUGGAAAUCAGAGAUCGUCACACGCACACGUUCUCCCUGCUGGACCCGACCCCGAUACGCUCCCUCUCGGAGGUACGGCGACUGCACCGCUCGGCCGACGACAGCGUGCAGUUGAUGUCGUCCGAGUAACGGAUGACGACGCUGCAAGUACGGAAGCGGCUCCCUGAGAUGCGAAGCCUUGGGGAUGAUAUUUCUAGGACAUCGCCCGUCUAGGACAGAUGGCGGAAUAAAAAUUUUGGAGUACGAGAACUGCGCGGUACAAAUGCUGGCGCCGACAGGAUAGAUUCUGCGAAGAAACGGUUUUACCGUUUUGCGCAAAAUGGAUC